GGGAGGGAUGGAGACGGAGCGCUGCGGGCCGCGGCCGGCGUCGCCGCUGGUCUCCUCCUCCCCCUCCCGUCCCUCUGGCGGCGAGGAGGCUGCAGUCCCUGCCCUCGUGGAGCCCUCCGCUGGGGCCCCGCAUUCAGCAGCGCCCCCGCGCCUUGCCUCUUCCCCGGAGCUGCUGGAGUUCGACGACGACGAGGACCUGGAAGUGUUCAGCAAGGACGCAUCACUAAUGGAGGUAAAUUCAUUUAGUCCUUUGAUGCCGACAUCUCCUUCUUCUAUGAUAAACCAGUACAAAUUUGAAGAUGAACCAGAAUUAAAGGACCUUUUCAUUACUGUUGAUGAUCCAGAAAGCCACAUCACUGCUAUUGAGACAUUUAUCACCUACAGAGUUGUCACAAAGACAACCCGUGGUGAAUUUGAUUCCAGCGAGUAUGAAGUUCGACGACGGUAUCAGGAUUUCCUUUGGCUAAAGGGAAAACUUGAAGAAGCACAUCCAACACUGAUCAUUCCUCCAUUGCCUGAAAAAUUCAUAAUGAAAGGAGUUAUGGAACGAUUUAAUGACGAUUUCAUUGAGACUCGAAGAAAAGCACUACAUAAAUUUUUAAACCGAGUUGCCGAUCAUCCCACUUUAACUUUUAAUGAAGAUUUAAAAAUUUUUCUUACUGCACAAGCCUGGGAACUUUCCUCUCACAAAAAGCAGGGGCCUGGUUUGUUGAGCAGAAUGGGACAAACGGUCAAAGCGGUUGCAUCCUCGAUGCGAGGAGGAGCUGUGAAAAACCGUCCUGAUGCAUUCACAGAAAUGAAUGACUAUGUGGAUGUAUUUAGUCAGAAAAUCAGUCUCUUGGACAAAAUCUCACAUAGAGUUUAUAAAGAAGAAAAAGACUAUUUGUAUGAAAUGAAGGAAUUUGGCUCAGUCUACACACUUUGGUCUGCUUCUGAAGAAGACCUAGUAGACACCCUAAACGGCGUUGCCAGCUGCAUUGACCAGUGCUGCAAGGCUACACAGAAACAGAUGGCAGCACUUUCUGAAACCCUGUUCCCCACUCUACACGAAUAUGUGCUCUACAGUGAAAUAUUAAUGGGAGCCUUGAAAAGGAGAGAUCACAUCCAAGCAGACCUUGAUUCCAAAGUUGAAGCUUUAUAUAAUAAAAAGACAGAAAAUGAUGUGCUCUCAGAAGAGAUUGGAAAACUUGAAGACAAAGUGGAGUGUGCCAAUAAUGCACUGCAGGCUGACUGGGACAGAUGGAAAGAAAGCAUGCGUCUUGAUGUGAAGACGGCAUUUAGCGAUGUGGCUGAAAAUAAUAUCCGGUAUUAUGAACAGUGCCUUGCCACUUGGGAAUCCUUCUUGACAUCUCAAACAACAGACAUUUGUUUGGAAGAAAACUCUGACGAUCGGUCUUGACUUACUGAAAGAAAAGAUUGUUAUCUUCGUAAAUGUUGCUUGUGCCAACCAAAGAAGUGCCCUGAACAGGAAAUCACAUGCAUUUAUUCUGUAUAAAUACUAAGAUUAAGCAACUGUGGGAAACAAGCCUAAUUAAAUCUCAGGUAUUCUACAGUCCUGGACCAUAUUUCGAAUCAUGGCAAACAGAGUAAGAGAAGUAUGGUUUGAUUUUCAACAGUAUUCUGCCUAUAUUUGUUUUCUGAAAUACUCUGUAAUUUGGAUAUAAAUAUUUUAGCUAUAUGAAAAUAGCUUCAUUUUAAUA
Molecule: messenger RNA, 1700 nt
Organism: Eublepharis macularius
Lineage: Eukaryota; Metazoa; Chordata; Lepidosauria; Squamata; Eublepharidae
Gene: SNX7
Product: sorting nexin 7
Exons: 9
Coding region: 8-1399 (463 amino acids)
Molecular function (GO): phosphatidylinositol binding
Source: RefSeq, a predicted model, not a curated record